Messenger RNA from Colletotrichum acutatum, 192 nucleotides. RefSeq lists its product as uncharacterized. The annotation marks the transcript as partial. NCBI's taxonomy places the organism in Eukaryota, Fungi, Ascomycota, Sordariomycetes, Glomerellales, Glomerellaceae. The record is from RefSeq and is a predicted model, not a curated record. The transcript has a single exon.
GUUAUUAAUACUACUAAUAUUAGCUCUUUAUAUAAUUAUACUUUCGGUUUUAUUUUAACGGAACGUUAUAAAGGCUACGACUUUUUUAUUAAGUUUAUUAAGUUAAUUCGGGCCGAGAUUAAUACUAAAUACUCGAAAGUAGUUAUUAUAGACUUUAAAAAGGUAAUAAAGUCGGUCAUAAUAACUACUUAA